Messenger RNA from Spodoptera exigua (beet armyworm), 4632 nucleotides. Lineage: Eukaryota; Metazoa; Arthropoda; Insecta; Lepidoptera; Noctuidae. The record is from the annotation of a GenBank genome assembly.
CCAUGUCACCGAGUCGUAAGAGCAACAUCAAAACGUUCAAUAAUAACAAUACAGCAUGUGAAAAGUAAUAAACUAAUAAUUCACUUUUUACAAUUUUAAAUCGUUUACCUAAGUGAAAGUUAUAAUUAGCUGUUAGUUUGCAUUUUAAACAUGUCGUUAAACCCUUUAAACGAGCUCAAGCGUCGGCUGGACGAUGAAAAAACACCUUUGCCAAAAAGAUUGUGUUUGGCAAAAAAUGUGGUGCAAUCACAUCACUUCCCGACUGCACCUAAAGAGAGGAUUGUGGCUGAAUGGCUUUGUACCUUGACCUCAAGAAAUAAGCUAAGCAGUGAAGAGUUGAAGAGUAUACUCAAUUGGUUAUCUAUGGUUGACGAUUUGACAAGUGAAUUAAAAAGUAAAUUGAUACAGAUUGUAUCAGAAUUCACACAGAGGAACCCAUUACAAGCAGAAGAGUUACAAUACAUAACAACAUUCCUAGAGAACCCCAAAAUUGCUCCGCAGUUGAGCUUACAGACAGAUGAAUAUCUCACAAUAACAAUAACUCUACUACAACAUCUAAAGAAUGACAAUAAUAUGCAAAUGAGUCAGAAAAUUCUAAAUAACUUCAUAAAAUAUUACCGAGAAUCAAAAAAGAAAUUGGAUUUCAUCACAAAGUUGUUAAACGGAGAAAACUUGGAAACUAUAUUCAGUUUUCUUGAUACAGAUUGCCGUAAAACUGCCAUAGAUGUAUGCCAGAAUGUAUUGUUUCCCAUAAAUAAGAAGUCCUACUUCAUCAGCUUCUUACAAACAUUAAUAAGGAAAGAUAAUUUAGAUGAACUGAUUGCGGAGAAAGGCGAUAAUAUACAGUCCGUCAUCAAAAUAAUGAACACUUUCUUUGAAUUUCCAAAAAAUCGUUCUGAAAAUGAUACAAAGUUUUUACACAAUUUCAUUGACGUCUUUGUCAGCUCGUUCCAAAAAGAAAAUCAAAUUAUAUUCGCCUUUUACAUUAUGGUCGCUAAUGUUUUGAAUAUGGAACAGAGUUUUAUUGUACCAGCAAUGAAUUUACCAUCGAUUUUACAAGAUGAUGCAAAAACUAAACGAGUAUUAUUUUUAAAUAUGUUGGAAGUUUUGUUGCGUAAUGAGAUUGAUAUAAAUGUACGUCUCACAGACACAUUUGGUGCGAAAAUAUCAAAGGUUGAGAUCAAAAAGAAUUUUACUUCUUUCCUUCAAGCUUUAAUGAUGGGGCAGUUAAAAUUGGAAGGGAAACUGGACAAGACUACAUUGCAAAUAAUAAAAAUAGCUCUGAAACUAGACCCCGUGUUAAUCGAACAGAAAAUCGACACAAUUUUACCACCAAUAAUGACUGCAAAGAAAAAUAGUACAAGUUUAUUAGAAUCUUACAUUGAAACAAUAAACUGUUUACUAGAAAUACUCUUCAAAUUAAGUAGAGGUACAACAUUCUUAAACCAAAUCCUACCAUCGGUAAAAAAAAUUUUGGAAGAUGACAACACUGAGCAAUUUGAAUUAAAACAGAAAGUAUUAGAGGCAAAACAAAAUGGCGUCGAUUGCGAGAAAAUGGAGGGAAAAAUUAUACUAGGUUCUGAUCUAUUUCCACAAGAAUGUGUGACUUUGUAUGGGAAAUUAACUUCAGAGCUAAUGUUUAGACAGAAUAAGGAACUUUUGGAAUUAUUGCAAAAAGAUUUCGAAGUACAUUGCUUGAUGAUGUUGGAAGAAGGAUUUGUCAGUCCGUCAAUAAUAACUCUUACUGAAGUACUGUCGGCCAUUUUGUCUUCCUUUCUACUACAGAACAAAAUGGCGGACCACACAGUCCCCCUAAACGUAGCUGAAGGGUUCUGGAACAUGUAUUCUAAAUUCGAAACUGAGUGCAUCGCUAAAUUUGGGAUGUGCGUUUUGAAACUUAGUUAUAACCCUCCUUUAGUAAUAUCAUUUCUGAAACUAUGUCAAAGUUUUGCUCAACUGAAAUUGUUGAACAUAAAGUAUAGUAAUGUAAAACUGGACAUAUCGCCUGGCGGUAAUACAUCGGAAGUUUUUGACUUAUGCAUGUUAUUACCUUGCUUGAAUAGUCAGCAAUGGACAGCACUCGCACAGAAGAUUCAGGAUGAUGAAGCUGUUAUAUUUUUGGACAACCUACUCUUGGCGAAAACAUUGGCCCUCCAAUUAUUAUCAAUAAGCAACCAACAGGAAUAUCCAACUAUUACCUCAACGAAAACACAUUUGAUCAAACAAAUUAAUGCCAACCCAACUCUGCUACAAGACACGUAUUUCUGCAAAGCAUUAUUCACUGGAUUAGAGAAAGCACACGUAAAAACAUUGGCCAAAUGUUUGAUCAAACUUUGCUUGGAUAACUCUGACUUAGAUGUAUUAACUAUCGAUGCAGUAGCAAACAAUAGAGAAUUGCUAAACAUGUUGGUGUUGGAAACAGCCAAAAAUAUAGCAAAAUCCUUUGAAAACGGCGAUUCUUUCAGCAAACUAUUGGGCAAAUCUGACUUCAAUAUCAUUUCUUAUGCCAAAGAAGUACCCUUAAUAGAAUACUUCAAUGAUAUAUCUAUAAAUCCUGAAAUGCAAGAUACACUGAAAAACUCAAUAAAUAUCUUCAAGCAAUUACCAAUUCAUAACUUAGAAGAAAACUACCAAUUGGUAGCAAUUUUUGUUAUGCUGGCAAUAAAAAAAUGUUCAACUGUCAAAAAACUGAAACGCAGUGUAGAUUAUGUACUGCAAAGUAUAUACGAAUUGAGUUUACAGAGACCAGAUUUGUACCAAUUAUUCCCAGCUGAUAACAUAUUUAACUUCAAAGACAAUACUUUAUUAGAAUUGCUGACAUUGAAAAUCAAAACGCCCAAUACUUUACUUAUAAUCAAAAGUCUGCUAGAAUUAGCCGUGAAAAAGGUUCGGAUAGAUAGUGAUCAAGUCAAAAAUAUAGUUGAAAAACUAUUGAAAAAGAAUAAGAAGUCUAAUUCUGAUAUAGAAGCAUUUAACGAUCCUGUGUUCCAAAUCACCUGUCUCAUUCUGCCUUCAAUAGUAAAGCAGAAAAAAGCUAUAACUGCAAGUGCAUUCCGAUCAAUACUAGCAGACUUACAAGAAAAACUUCACAAAUCUCUGCUAGAAUCUUUUAAAAACAUUGAUUUUGGUAAUAGUAGUUUUUCACUAAACGAUACUGGUAACACUGAAGAUAGUGUGGUGCAAUCAGAGAGUAGUGUGGCAACAUUAAACGCUAUGGUUGCGUAUUCGUUAACACUUUCGAGGUACUCCGAAAACGCUGAUGGAGAGGAUGCGAAAAAUUUGGACUGUUUAUUAACCGCACUGGAGUUCUUUAUUCAAAAUGCUAUAAAAACAAUAGAAAAUGCCGAUUCGAAACCACAGCACAUAGACUCAGCGAUUCAACUAUUAAACGUUGUACUGCGGCGUAUGAAGAAACUUGAAACCCACUCAAUUUUCCAAGAGAAAGAUAAUUUGUUCCUUCAAAUGUGGCGUAGUAUUAAAGCAAGGUUACUUCUAGAACAGGAAAAGAAAGUUAUAAGUGGUAGUAGUUAUGAAGAAAUCGGCACUACGCUGAAGUUGCUGUGCGAACUGUCGUCGGUCGAAUGCUUCGUAACGAAUUUCGUUGGUGAUCUUAAUAAUUUGGUUAUUUUGAAGAAACCCUCGCAACAAAAAGACAACAGCGCUGAGAUCAAAUCUCGAAAAGUUUUCAAAUUCUUAUGGUCGCAGUGUCUUAAAGCAAAUAUCGUAGGUCCCAAAUGUGUUGCCAUGUCAAAAUUAAUGUGUCGCACUUGUAAGAAUUUGAGAAAUUGGAUGAGGCAACACUAUGACUUCGAAGACAGUGUUGCAAGAAUCAAUGAAGAUAUUCCUACCGAAGAUUUAAUUGUGAAAGUUAUAAAAGUAGAUGAUGAUAUUUGUGAAAUUGUUAGAUUGGAUUUGGAUGCUUUGUCAGAACUGCUUUUGGCAGCCAAAAAGAUAUCCCUAGACUAUAGUUUCGUCGACGUCACUUUUGAAGUACAACAUCUAAUACACUAUGUACUUAGUACUAAAACUAAUUUGAAGUUUGAUAUAUCUUGGGAGGCAUUCUUCAUGUUGUUUGAAGGGUGUGUCAUAGUGCUGAACAAUAUGCUGCUAGCUAGAGAAGAGGUUUUGGAAGACAGGUGGCCAUGCUACAUGCAGUGUUACAGGGCGCUUAUUACAUCGCUCUGUGAACGAGCGACGACGCACGCGCAACUUGAGAGGAGAAUCGAAGAAAAACUCGCAGAAAUGGCGCAUUCUAUUGAAAAAAUAUCCCAAUCAAUAAGCAAGCGUAAGAAACACGUGUCUCGUAUAGCGGCGUACACGGUAGCGGAUCUCUGCACAUCUUUAGAACGAAAUGCGCCAACUAAAAUGGUUCGGCAACAUCUAGAAAAUUCCGUCGCGUUACUCAUUCAAGCUUGCGACAGUACCUAUGCUAUGUCUUUCCUCAAACGUGGCUUGGUUGGCUACGUAGGACAAAUGACUAUGACCAAUUUGUACACUAUGUAUAAAAGAUACCAUAAAUAUAUGGGGAACUCUUAAAUAAAGUAGUUAUGUAGAUAUUGUAAUGUUAAUGUACCGAUAUAUUGCUAUGUUAGCUGGCUUGUUAUCCUUGUUUUUCUUUUAUUAGAAUGCAAC